This is a messenger RNA of Ipomoea nil (Japanese morning glory), 1567 nucleotides long. Its product is annotated as hydroxyproline O-galactosyltransferase HPGT3-like. Gene Ontology annotation, cellular component: Golgi membrane. Gene Ontology annotation, molecular function: hexosyltransferase activity. The transcript is spliced from 12 exons. Bases 225 to 1268 code for a protein of 347 amino acids. The record is from RefSeq and is a predicted model, not a curated record. NCBI's taxonomy places the organism in Eukaryota, Viridiplantae, Streptophyta, Magnoliopsida, Solanales, Convolvulaceae.
CAUUUCUUUCAGAUAUUCUCGGAUUCUCCUACAUAACAACACAAUUUCAUCUGUCUGAACCACUCUCGUUUCUCGUUUCCCUGACAAUCUGCAGUUGUGUAUCCAUGUUUACUCGUUACUGAGUCAGAUCGGGCCCCUCGAAUCGCCGCCGGUUCGCCACACACUCCGAUCACCGCGUCUGACCGGCUCAUACCGAGUCCGAAUUAUUCUCCGGUAAUUAGGAAAUGGAUAGCAUCUUGCCUACAACCACGUCUUCGAAAUCGGACAGGCGUUCGAAAUCGAAGUCGAACCAAGCCUCAAAACCUUCUCUCGUCAUGGCACUCAUCUCCUGCUUCGCUUGGCUCUAUGUUGCCGGACGGUUGUGGCAAGAUGCAGAGAACAGAACAUUGUUGACUAGUCUGUUGAAAAAGAACUCAGAGCAGAGACCAAAAGUGUUGACUGUUGAAGACAAGCUAAUGGUGUUAGGGUGCAAAGAUUUGGAAAGGAGGAUAGUUGAAAUUGAAAUGGAAUUGACUUUAGCUAAAAGUCAGGGCUACCUUAGGAAUCAGUUGCAGCAAAGUGGUUCAUCUUCCAGCAAAAAGCUUCUUGCUGUUAUAGGAGUCUACACUGGUUUUGGAAGUCGAUUGAGACGGAAUGUGUUUAGAGGGUCCUGGAUGCAAAAUGGUGAUGCUUUAAAAAAACUUGAAGAAAGAGGAGUGAUCAUAAGAUUUGUAGUUGGUCGAAGUCCUAAUAGAGGUGAUAGCUUGGACCGCAAUAUUGAUGAAGAAAACAAGAUGACGGAGGAUUUCUUGAUUCUUGAAGGACAUGAAGAAGCUCAAGAGGAGUUGCCCAAGAAAGCAAAAUUUUUCUUCAGUACAGCAGUUCAAAAUUGGGAUGCUGAUUUUUAUGUAAAAGUUGAUGACAAUAUUGAUCUUGAUCUAGAUGGGUUGAUUGAACUUCUUCAAAGCCGUCGUGAUCAAGGCAGUGCUUAUAUCGGGUGCAUGAAGUCUGGUGAAGUUGUUGCUGAAGAGGGAAAAACGUGGUAUGAGCCAGAAUGGUGGAAAUUUGGGGAUGAAAAAACGUACUUCCGUCAUGCAGCUGGUUCACUUCUCAUACUCACAAAAGAUUUGGCUCAACAUAUUAACAUUAACAGUGCAUCAUUGAAGGCUUAUGCUUAUGAAGAUACAUCAGUAGGAUCAUGGAUGAUGGGCCUUCAAACAACCUAUAUAGACGAUAGUCGCAUAUGCUGUGCUACUUCCAGACAAGACAAGGUAUGCUCCUUGGCUUGAGCGAGGAAGGCGGCCGCUAGAUUGCAGUGUCCUGGAACCUAACCUUCAUAUAAGCGGUGAGAUUUGUAGAUGGGGAAGACAGAGCAAUUCUUUCAUUGAUGAUAUAUAGUUAUAUGGUAUAGUGUAUGCCUGGCCUAGAGACAUAUAUGUACCUCAGGAACCUUCAGUUCACAGUUUUUAUAUGAUACAAAGGGUUUGUGCUACUAAUCAAUUCACUCAUAACUGCAUAUUUAUAUGCCCAGUAUAUCACUGGAUAACAGAUGACACCAAAGUUUAAGUUGAAGGUUUCUUUGAGUGCA